AGGCAGGGUAGAGGGCAGCUAGGCCCUCACAAAACGGUUAGCACACUUCCAUGUCGAAGCUAAACCUUACGUGUCGCCUUCCCAAUAUAAACGAUACACCCCAGUCGUCGCGGUCUCCAUAUUUAGCCACCCGGAGUACUAUGUCACAAAGUGGGAGACGUUUUGUAUAUGUUUACAGUCGUGCAAAACACAGCAGUGGCAUCAAAACAAUGCUGACCACCUAAGCUAACGCUAGCUUCUGUGGUUCUUUGGGAGCUAACUUUGUUACAUUUGUCAUUGUGGUUCAUUGCCGAUGUCUUAAACUACAACUAGGGUUCCAACAUAAGCUUUUGGUUCCCAGGAUGGUGGAAUGUACGUCUUGUUAAAUAUAUACGCCUAACGCAAAGGUUUAGGUCCUAUAUAUAUAUAUAUAGAAAUAGAAAGCAAUCCCUUCAGUUGUGUUGAGACCCGACAUGAGCAACUCAUUGACGGUAGUGACUCACGCUUGUGUUAAAGUUUUCCAAAAUAAACACCCUGAAAAUAUGGAUGAUGAGAGACUGUAUCCUCUUGAAAUAAUAAUGAAUAAAAGAUACAUAUUUGUUUCAAAUGUUUGCAGUUAUUGCCAUUAUGUUUGGAGCAAGCUUGCUCAACAAAAGUAAAAUGAUUUAAGUGCAACUUAAAUGUACUUUUUCACCACUGCCUUUGUUCAGUAUUUUAGUUUAUUCAUACUUAUCCAUCCUUAGUUCAUCAUCACUAUCACAGAAGAUGACAUUAAUAAUCUCUGACCUUGAAAUCUAGACAACAGAAAUCAAAUAGUUCAUGUUCAGUGUGUUGCACAUUUGUCACACGUGAUAAACAUAUAUAUAUUAUGUUCAAGCAGCUGUUCUGUUACAAUUGGCAACAUUACUCAUUCUAAAUUCAUCGCAGUUGAGAAUUAAAAAGAUGAAUACAUUUUCUUUCAAUCUUAAAUUGUGCAAGUACUCUCAACAUUAAUGGCAAGCAUCAAUUAGAUAUGGAUUCGGAGGAGAAUGAAGUGGAGAGCAGUAGUGAUGCGGGGCCCGCAGGGAUGGAGGUGCCAUCUGAAAGUGGUAUGGGCAUGGAGUCAUCAGAGGCCAUGUCGGCAGACAGCAGUGAUGCUGCUGCUUCUCAUGCACAGGCCCCAGAGUCUGACUGCCACGUGGGACAGAGCUCAGAGGGACUUGUGGUGUUCAUCCCAGAAACCAGCUCCAGUACAGAUGCCAGAGUGUCAUCGGUCCACCUCCCCGACUCUUCCUCAGUGGCUCAGUCCACCAUUGUGUCCAGCGUCUCCACAGUGACUCAGUCUGUGCUGGUGUCAGAAUCAGCCCAAGUGCUGGUCCAUUCCAGUGCUGUGUCUGAAGGAGCCAUGAUGGUUUCUGACUCAACUGCUUCUACCUCGUCAGACCUGGGGUCUGCUAUUGACAAAAUCAUAGAGUCCACCAUUGGCCCUGACAUCAUGAAUGGCUGCAUAUCAGUGACCAGUGCAGAAGAGGGAGGUGCAGAAACUACCCAGUAUCUCAUAUUGCAAGGACCAGAUGACGGCGCUCCCAUGGUAGCUCAGAUGUCAUCUUCUGCCCUGUCCAGUCGUAUAGCCAUAGAAGCUCUUGCUGAAGGUCCCACAUCCACCUGCUUAGAGCAGGGGGACCUGCAGGGCAACCUUGAUCCUGACCAGCCUGAUGAUCAGCCUGGCCACUCAGGUUACCCAGAGGACAGCAGCAGUCAGCCUGACCAGCCCCAGCACUCCCACCCCUCCCAGUACCUGGAUUGCAGUGCAGAUGGCCCAGACCAGACAGGAGAGUCCUCUUCUUCCUAUGUAGAGUGUUCAGGUGAGGAACCAGACCAGACACGCUCUCAGUCAGGCUUUCCUGACUACAGUGGGGACAACAGUGACCAGGACCUGCCAGGAUAUGUGGAAUGCAGUGGAGCUGACUCAAACCAUACCAGUCAAGGUCACUAUGUCGUUGAGUGCAGUGCUGGAUAUCUUGAGUGUGCAGUGGAUGAUGGAGAGCAGCCACAUCAUUCACGCAGUUAUAUUGACAGUAGUGCAGACCACCGAUCCCAGAUAAGUCGGCAGUAUGGAGCUGAGUAUGAUGGAGAAUGUGUUGCAGCUGACUCUGAGCAACCAGGUUGUUCUCAGUACCAAGCCAGGGAUGAUGAUGAUGAUGAUGAUGAGGAAGAUGAUGAUGAUGAUGAUGAUGAGCAGAACCAGGAUCCAGAUCAGCCACAGCACUCCCAACAGCAGCCCCAACACUCCUGUUACAUGGAGAGCAGCAAUGGCCCAGAGGCCUCCCUAUAUGCAGAUGACAGCUCCUCAUCAGACCACCCUCUGGCUGACACAGCAGGUUCAGGUGGGCUUCCUGAGGCACUUGAGAACAACGAGAGUCAGCCUGGGCCCUUCAUCAGCAGCAGUGGGACAUAUACCUCCAAUCCAGAGCCUGAGCUGACUCAACCGUGCUCACCCAACCAAGAGGAGCCCCAGGGUUCCCAAGGGCCUCAGGUUGAAGCUGGGCUGGUCAGGGAGAUGGAGACAUCAUCAGUGGCACAAGGCACUGGAGACAGACCUCCAAACCUAGCUGAGCUGGAGGAGCUGAUGGAAGUCGUGAUUGUACAUCAGUUCAGGUGUAAGAUGUGUCCAUACAAGAGUGCUUCUAAAGACACACUCAUAAACCACAUGAGAGACAAACAUUUUAAACCUGCAGGGGAUGCGUCAAAGAAGCGUAAACGUGGACGGCCUCCUAAAAGUGAGACAUUGGCCCGUCGCCAGUCAGAGAGGGAAGAAGCUGAGGAGAGAAGGGCAGCUAAGAUGAACGCUGCUGAGCCUCAUCAGGCAGAAGAAGAGGAGGACGAUGUUGUGGAUGCUGGUGCUAUUGAUGAUCCAGAAGAGGAUAGUGACUUCAACCCAGUAGAUGAGGACUGGAAAGGAAGACCACCUGCUAUUCUGAAGAGGCCCACUCCUCCUAUUUCCUCCUCCUCUCAAGGACGUCCUCGACGUAAGGUUGGUCGUCCGAGGAAGUACAGCUGUUUGGAAGAAGGAUAUGUCAGCAAAGAAGCAGAAAGUAUUGCUAAGAAGCCCAGGGUUAGUGCCGAUGCUAGUGUACCUGAAGAGGCAAGCUCUUCUGGGUUAGGCAAUGGUCCUGCUGUAGAGAUGGAUGGAGACACUGUUGAGGCCACAAUAAGCCAAUCAGAUUCUGAGAACAAAGACCCGUCAUCCAACACUCAGCCAGAGGGGGAGGAGUUCUUCCAGAGGAAACGUGGCCGACCCUCCAAACGUUUCCUUCGCAAGAAGUACAAGAAGUAUAUAAAUCGAAAUCGUUAUUAUAAGUCUCUCAAACCCCUCCUGCGACCCCACAACUGCUGGAUCUGUGGCUCACGUUUCCUCACUCAAGAAGAUUUGCGCUUCCAUGUGGACUCUCAUGAAGGCAAUGACCCAGAGCUUUUCAAGUGCCUCCAGUGUAACUAUCGCUGUAAGCGCUGGUCCUCACUCAAGGAACAUAUGUUCAAUCAUGAGGGAACCAAGCCUUUCAAGUGUGAGGAGUGUGAUUACACAAGUGUGUACAGAAAAGAUGUCAUUCGCCACUCCGCUAUCCACAACAAGGAGAAAAAGAGAAAGACAGAGUUGGUACCAAAGGUGUCGGAGUUCCCCUGCCCUGUGUGUCAUAGAGUUUAUCCAAUGCAAAAGAGAUUGACCCAGCACAUGAAAACCCACAGCUCAGAGAAACCACACAUGUGUGAUAAGUGCGGCAAAUCGUUUAAGAAGCGCUACACAUUCAAAGUGCACCUACUAACCCACAUCCAGAGUCUUGGAGACAGCAAGUUCAAGUGUGAGUUUUGUGACUACACUUGUGACAACAAGAAACUGCUGCUCAACCAUCAGCUCUCCCAUACCAAUGACAGGCCAUUCAAGUGUGACUUCUGCAAAUACUCCACUUCUAAAGAAGAGUUCCUGGUCUCCCAUCUAGCCAUCAAACACACGGGUGAGAAGCCUUUCUCCUGUGAAAUGUGUCACUUCACGACUAAGCACAGAAAGAACCUGCGUCUGCAUGUCCAGUGUCGCCAUCCUGAGGAGUUUGAGGAGUGGUCAGUGGCUCACCCUGAAGAGCCUGUGCGGAGGCGACGCAGACCGUUCUUCACCCUGCAACAGAUGGAGGAGUUCAAACAACAUGAAGAUGACUCACCGGACUUACAGAACACUAUUGUUGCAGUAGAUUCUGCAACACUACAAGCCAUGCAGGGGAUAGAGAAUGCCUCUGUGUCCCAGGAUGCACUGGGAAACACCACCAUCAUCUAUGAGCAAGCUGAAUCCAGUGAACUAUCUGCCCAGAACGCCCUGGACCUGUUGCUGAACAUGAGCAAUGCCCGUGAACUGGUUGGAAACUCUUUACAGGUGGCAGUGCUGAAGUCAGAUGACAAAGCUCUGGAAAAGGGCACUUGGAGUACAGUGACAACAACAGGCUCGGGCCAGGCCCAAAAGGUUAUGACAUUCCACGUGUCUGAGAACGGUGAGACUGUGCUACAAGAAGCCUACGAGGCUGCCACUUCUGAAACAGGAGAGCUCACCCAGAUCGCCAUCGAAGCCUACGAAGGUGGUGGGGACUUCAGUGUGGUAGAGCAGACUGCUGAAGACGUUCAUAGCCCUGAAUACAGUAAUGGGGAGAACAGCCCCUCUCAGGCUUUAGAGGCAUCAGGACCAGAGAGCUUAAAAAGCGAAAAGUACUAUCUUGCACCGACGCUUCCUGAUGGUGUGCUGCAACAAGUGGAGCUAAGCAGCGAAGCUCCAGCCUCUCCCUCUGCAACAGACUCGCCGAGUCUCGGCGCUAAGAGGUUUUCCUGCCGAAUCUGCAUGGAGUCAUUCCAUGGACGCUCUGACAUGGAGAACCACAAGAGGGCGCACUUGGAUCCCAACACCUUCAAGUGUCCUGACUGUGACUUCACCUCCACUUCCUGGCCUGAUGUCAAGGUUCACAUGGAGCAGCAUUCCUACCUGCGUCCCCACAAGUGUCCAAACUGCAGCUUUGCCUCCAAGAACAAGAAAGACCUGCGUCGACAUAUGAUGACCCACACCAAUGAGAAACCCUUCUCUUGCAAACUUUGUGGACAAAGGUUUAACCGUAAUGGUCACCUGAAGUUUCACAUGGAGCGUCUCCACAAUCAGGAUCUUCUUACUCGCAAGAGCCGCACCCCGACAUCUCAGCAAACCAUCAUCGUCAACAGUGACGAGGAGGCUCUAGCCACACUGCAGUCUUUGCAGGCACAUCAGACUGUUAUCACACCCGAGCGGUUGCAGGCUUUGGGACAGGAGCACAUAAUUGUAGCUCAAGAACAGACGCUGUCAGAUCAGGAGGAGGGCACGUACAUUCAACAGAUAACCACUAUAGAUGGACAAACGGUCCAGCACCUGAUGACUGGAGACAGCCAGCUGGGAGAAGUCCAGUAUAUCAUCUCACAAGAUGGAGUACAACAUUUGAUCCCUCAAGAGUAUGUAGUGGUGGCUGACGGCAACCACAUACAGAUGCCAGAUGGACAGAUCAUCCAGUAUGAGCAUGAUGGAUCCUUUCUACAGGAGCAGCAGAUUGCUGUGAGUCACGAUGGUCAGAUCCAGUACCUUCCUGUCAGUUCGGAGCAGCAGAUAGUGAAUACUGAAGACCUGGAGGCUGCUGCUCACUCUGCUGUCACAGCCGUAGCAGAGGCAGCAAUGGCACAGACGCAGACAGUCUACACUGAAGCGACACCUGAACAGCUGGAGCAGCUGCAGCAGCAGGGCAUCCAAUAUGAUGUCAUCACCUUUACUGACGAAUUGACAGCUAUGUAAACCUACUGGGUUACAAACCUGCGCCGACCAGGACCAAUUCAGACCACUAUAAGCUGGCAAGUACGGUGCAGUGACCCCGAUAAUAUUUAUGCAUUCAUUAAAGUACCCACACUCAUCCACAGUAUUAUGUGCUUGAGGGUGAUUGCACUGUUAAAAAUAAGUUCAUCAGCUUUUUGUAAAUUCAAAUAAUUACACCCAUUGCUUCUAACUUAAUCAUAGGGGCUGCGCAUUUAGGAGUUGGACUGUAAUUACUGGAAAUGAUAUGUUAAUGUGCCUCAACUGCUUUUAUUUGCAAGACAAUGUUAUCAAAGAACAUACAAUGGCUUAUAUCAUGUUUUUGGAAGAGGUAGCAAGCACCCAAAUGAACAUUUUAGUUUUCAGAUGGAGUGACAAGGGAGUUUAUUUUUGAUCUGUUUUAAGAUACAGUAUGUCAGUUCUUUGAGUGUCACAUCUUUGUGUUUACGGAAUAUGAAAAUGUACAUACCUUUUGCAUUUGUUGGACAUUUUGUUAUUAUUUGAUGAAUACAAAGUGUUUAAUAAGCUGAAAGCUGACACCAAAUAAACCACUUUGUGUAAACCUUG
Messenger RNA from Solea solea (common sole), 6388 nucleotides. It is a transcript of the gene znf335, whose product is annotated as zinc finger protein 335. Lineage: Eukaryota; Metazoa; Chordata; Actinopteri; Pleuronectiformes; Soleidae. The coding region runs from base 992 to 5806 and encodes 1604 amino acids. Gene Ontology annotation, cellular component: nucleus. The record is from RefSeq and is a predicted model, not a curated record. The transcript has 28 exons. Gene Ontology annotation, molecular function: RNA polymerase II cis-regulatory region sequence-specific DNA binding. Gene Ontology annotation, biological process: brain development; regulation of gene expression; positive regulation of neurogenesis.